AUGAUUGGCGUCCUCCGGCCACAGUCAACCCCAAGCGGUAGCAACAAUCCCAGCAGAGAAAUCCGAAGUCUUGUCCAUGGUAGUAGACGAGAGACCAAGAGCACCAAUGCCCCGGCGCAAAGAUAUCUUGCUCCGGAAGGAUGUGAUGACGCCCGGCACUUGGUGACCUAUGCGCUAGUAGAAGAUCUGGCCGGCAACAAUGCGUCUGUCACUGCGUCGACGUCGCCUGGACUCAUUGGAGGACACAGCAGUGAUGUCUACUCCACCAGGAAUGACAAGCCAGCGCCACCUCAGCUGCGGCCAGGCCUGCUCGCAGUUGCUGUUGUUCAAUCAACGAAUGAUGGCAAUCAGGUCAAGGCCCUCGACAACUGUGCGGAGGUUGGAACCAUUUGCGUGGCUGUGGCGUACCAAGGGCUGAACAGGGCUUCGCACACAAACGUGGGUACAGCGGGACCUGGAGAGUCUGUGCUGAACACCAACCUUUCAGUCUUUGGUGCGACCGGGCUAUCACCUCUCUCAGCGAGCGCCGGCGCACUGCGGAAGAUCAUACGUCGAUGUGCACAACUAUUUGCACCGCGUGCUGGUGGUAGGGAAGCACAUGGCAGCGAGGAAGCAUGUUUGGUGCUCUACUGCAAGCUUCCCGGCGGAGUGAUUAUGGUGUCUCCUCUGGACGGGCCGGCCUUUUGUCUCCGAAAGGAUGUCGGUGCGGUCGAGGGAACGAGGUCGGUGGCGCGGAAGGCGACUGACGGCGCACAGCAGGUGCGACAGAACAUGCAGUUGGCCUAG
Messenger RNA from Ectocarpus sp. CCAP 1310/34, 786 nucleotides. The record is from the annotation of a GenBank genome assembly. Lineage: Eukaryota; Phaeophyceae; Ectocarpales; Ectocarpaceae.